ACUUACGUGGCAUUUACUCCGUUUGUCAAAACAGCACCGUCUAUAUCCACGUCAAAUAUACAUCGCUGGAACGCCAAAAUGGCGACAUAUCAGGAGUUCAUACAACAGAAUGAGGACAGGGAUGGAGUGCGCUUUAGCUGGAAUGUUUGGCCAUCUAGCAGACUGGAGGCCACAAGAAUGGUGGCUCCUCUGGGGUGUCUCUACACACCCAUCAAGGAACGAGCAGAGCUUCCUCCUGUUUUGUAUGAUCCAGUGCUCUGUACAAGACCCACCUGUAGGGCAGUCCUGAAUCCAUUCUGUCAAGUGGAUUAUAGAGCAAAAAUAUGGGCUUGUAACUUCUGUUACCAGAGGAAUCCUUUUCCACCCCAGUAUGCAGCAAUCUCUGAACAACAUCAACCAGCUGAAAUCAUCCCUCAGUUCUCAACUAUAGAAUACACUAUCACAAGAGCGACAUGUCACCCUCCAGUUUAUUUGAUCGUGCUGGACACAUGUAUGGAUGAAGAAGACCUUCAGGCAGUCAAGGAAUCUCUCCAAAUGUCACUUAGUUUGUUACCCCCAAAUGCAUUGAUUGGUUUAAUCACAUAUGGAAAGAUGGUUCAGGUUCAUGAGCUGGGCUGUGAAGGGUGUUCUAAAAGUUAUGUGUUCAGAGGAACAAAAGACCUUUCUGCAAAACAAAUACAGGACAUGUUGGGUAUAGGUAAAGGACAUGCGCCACAGCAGCAAAAGGGACCUCACAAUCCACAGCAACAGCAACAACUACCCUCGAACAGAUUUCUUCAGCCAGUACACAAAUGUGACAUGAGUUUGACAGAUCUGCUGGGAGAAUUACAGCGAGACCCCUGGCCAGUAGCACAAGGAAAGCGACCCCUCCGAUCAACAGGAGUUGCCCUCUCAAUAGCUGUUGGCUUACUAGAGUGUACUUUCCCAAAUACGGGAGCAAGGAUCAUGCUGUUUGUGGGAGGACCCUGUACACAGGGGCCAGGAAUGGUGGUUGGGGAUGAGCUGAAGUUCCCUAUAAGGUCUCACCAUGUUAUUGAGAAGGACAACUGCAAGUACAUGAAGAAGGCAAUGAAGCACUAUGAGGCACUAGCAAACAGAGCAGCCAAUAAUGGCCACGUGGUGGAUGUUUUCUCAUGCGCUUUGGACCAGACUGGGUUGUAUGAGAUCAAGUUCUGUCCCAGAUACACAUGUGGUCAUAUGGUGAUGGGAGACUCCUUCAACACAUCCUUAUUUAAACAAACCUUCCAACGAGUGUUUGCAAAAGAUGGACAAGGAGAGUUCAAAAUGGCAUUUGGUGCAUCAGUGGAAGUCAAGACCUCAAGGGAGCUCAAGGUAUCAGGUGCAAUUGGUCCUUGUGUGUCUCUAGGUGUGAAAGGUCCAGCAGUAUCAGAUACAGAACUGGGUCUGGGUGGCACCUGUCAGUGGAAGUUGUGUGGCCUUUACCCUAGCUCUACUCUAGCCUUCUUCUUUGAAGUGGUUAACCAGCAUAAUGCCCCUAUACCACAGGGUGGACGAGGCUAUAUACAAUUUAUCACACAGUACCAACACUCCAGUGGUCAACGCAGGGUCAGAGUAACCACUCUGGCUAGGAACUGGGCUGAUGCCAGUACAAACAUUCAGCACAUAUCAGCCGGAUUUGACCAGGAGGCAGCAGCAGUACUGAUGGCCAGGAUAGCUGUGUUCCGGGCCGAAACCGACGAUGGACCAGACGUCCUGAGAUGGCUAGACAGAAUGCUUAUCAGACUGUGUCAAAAGUUUGGGGAUUACCAUAAAGACGACCCCAAUUCCUUCCGGUUCUCUGAAAACUUUUCCUUGUAUCCACAAUUUAUGUUCCAUUUACGAAGAUCACAGUUUUUACAAGUAUUCAACAACAGUCCAGAUGAAACAUCGUAUUAUAGACACAUGUUGAAUACAGAAGAUCUGACACAGUCUCUGAUCAUGAUUCAGCCCAUUUUAUAUGCUUACUCCUUCAAUGGAACGCCUGAGCCAGUACUACUUGAUACAAGCAGUAUACAGACAGACAGAAUACUACUGAUGGACACAUUCUUCCACAUAGUCAUCUAUCAUGGGGAGACUAUAGCUCUGUGGAGAGAACAGAAGUACCAGGAUCAACCAGAAUACGAAAACUUUAAGCAGCUACUACAAGCUCCAGUAGAUGAUGCCCAGGAAAUUCUGCAGACUCGGUUCCCAAUGCCAAGAUAUAUUGACACUAAACAUGAGGGCUCUCAGUCUCGUUUCCUGCUGUCUCGUGUGAAUCCGUCACAGACACACAAUAAUGCUUUUGGAUGGGGACAGGAUGGAAGUGGAGCAGCAGUACUGACAGACGACGUCAGCUUACAAGUAUUUAUGGAACAUCUAAAGAAACUGGCUGUAUCAAGCUCCUCCUGAAGUGUGGUGAAAACUAGGACAGAAGACUUUGUUAUAAAUUAGUCAGUGUGUAAAACCCACAGCACAUUUUCCUCUUAUUUGAGGAACAAACUUAUAAGGGCAAAGAAAGAAAAUGAAGUGUCACUACCUGUCAGGACAAACCCAACAGGUACUUCAUUUACCUGUAUAACAUUGUGAUGGUACCAUAUUGACAUUAUCUCCUAUCAUCACCAAUGUUUACAUAAAAUCAUCAUACCUGUGAUUAAGCUAAUCUACCAUAUGUAGGUGAUAGUAGGUACCUUUAUUUCCAUGUCUACACAUUAAUCAUAUUAUCUGAAAAUGUCAGGAAAAGCCUGGUUCAGCAGGGUAUCUGUCUGUGAUCGGACAAGUUGAGCAAUUAUUGUCAAACUAAAAUGGUCACUUAAGUUCAUGAUCAUCCCUGUGAUGUGGACACGUGAUUUUGUUCCUUAGAAAUUCCUUGCCAUUGGAUGCUUAUGUAUUGUACUGUAUUCUCAUUUGAAACCGGUAAAUAUGAAUUCAUGGUCUUCAUUGCAUGUGUCAGAUAUACUGUAUUCAUUAUGAAAUUGCUGUUAUUUUGUGUAGUCUUUAUACAAAUCUUGUCAGAAUUUUUUAUUAAGUCAGGAUAUUUCAGUAUAUAAUAUGUAAUUGUUCCUAGGUAUGUGAUAUAUGAUAAUAAAUGUGAUUUGCCUUAAAUUCAGGUAAUUCUUAUUUUAAAAUGGUACAGUAGUUAUGUAAUUAAUUUAUCUGUCACCUAACUGGUCAUUUUUACUAUCAGAAUUUACUUUAAACAUUUGAAAGCAGUAGAUAUAUAUGUAGUUCACUAAUACUCAUAAUAUCAUAAUACUGUAUACAGGGAUAUUUUUGCCCAAGUUAUUUUUGUCCUUGUACCAUAUACAUGAAUUCACAUAAUGAUCAUUUCGCCUCUUGAGGAUUAUAUAAAAAUUCGCCCUCCUUGUUCAUGUACAAAAACGCAAAAAAAUUCAGGUAUAUAAUAUUCAUAUUCCGGGCUUGCCAUAAUUAGGGCUAUUUCCAUAAAGUGUUUGCAGCUGGUUUAAAGAAAUGUUGGACAAGGGGUGUUGUAAUCUCUGGUUAUGUAGUCCAUUAUCAAACAAGCAGCAUUUAUUCUGAUUUGGAAUUCAGCAUCACCUAAUGAGUUUAAAUGAAGACAUUAUUCUCGAAAGCAAUUUUUUUGCUGUUUUUGCGUCACUUGUUUGACUCCAAAUUAGGAUAAAGGGCAAGCUCUGAAAUAAUUAGAUUUAGGGGUCCAGUCAUACCUGUCAGAAAGAAAAUACUGGACAUACUGUAGGUUUAUAAAAAUUCUGUUUACAAGAUCAGUGUACAGAUGUUUCAGAAACAUUUAAUAUUCUAUGUGCAUGUUAGUUUUUUCUGACAUAAAUAAUAGAAAAGAUUAAAAUAUGUGUUUGAGCUCUGCCUUUAAAUUGCUCACAUUCAGGUGCAUAUGCUGUUGAAGAAUGGAUGAACACCAUCUGUUUCUUUCAACCAGGUGACAUGAAUGCAGUUGUAUUAAUGAAGCUUGUAAGUGGUGGUGUAUGUUGUAUAAAUGUAGUUUAUGGUGAAGAAGGUGAAAGAAUGCUGAGUGUGACAGGACUAGUUUAUGUGCUAAGCCUUAUAUAAAACCACACCAAAAAAAUUCAAUUUAGAGAAAUUUUCCAAGAACCAAUGUCCUACCAAAUUCAUAUGUAUUGUGGUUCAUCUGUUACAUUUUAGGAGGAUUGUUUGAGGUAUACAGGGCCCUCUUUAAUGUAGUAAACAAAAAAAGAGAAUAGGAGUAACUUUUGAAGCCAGGUUUACAACAGCGACAGCUGGUUGUUGACGACAAGGCACAGCUUACAUUGUGUACAUGUUGUUUGGACUUCUAACUAAAACAUCAGUUAUGAAGUUGGGACUUUACAUUUUUUUAUCAAGUUUGAAUGUUUGUCUAUCCACUUGGUAUGUCAGGUAGUAACUGCUUCAGUGGUGAAAUCAAAAUCAUUAACAAUUAACAAUUGUUAAAUCAAAUUAAAGUAAAUUUAAUUGACUUUGGUGCAGAUUUGUUGUUAAAUUUCCAUUCAGACAGUAAGAUUAAUUUUAAUUGCCAUGCAUUAUUAUAUUUUAAUUAAAUAUGAAAUAGGUAUUAUCAUAACUGUAGCUCGGUACAGGUUGUCUGUUUUUAAAUGUUAGAUCUAUUAUUGAUAUACACAAAAAAAAACCCACAUUUGUCUGGUAGGAGUGGAAACUUACUAAAAAAUAAUCUGAUCUUCAAUUGAAAUAUUUUACACAGAAAACAUUGGUGGUGCAAAUUCUAAAUAGACACUGCACUCUACUUCUCAAAAGUAGAUGUAGAGUCAUGGUGUACGUUGAUCAGUAAAUAUUGAGAAAUGUGGUUGUAGUAGAUAGAAACAUACCCAGUAUUAAGUGAUGCAUAUUGUGCUUGUUUUAUUUUUUUGUUGAUUGAUUUUAGCAUUUGUUAUAUUGAAAUACAGUUAUCACAAAUGAAUAGUUACUACUGUCAAAUGUGGAUGUAUUUAUUACUGGAAGAAAUGAGUGAAUGAAAUUUUCUAAGAAAAA
This is a messenger RNA of Ylistrum balloti, 4956 nucleotides long. RefSeq names its product protein transport protein Sec23A-like. Gene Ontology annotation, biological process: COPII-coated vesicle budding; intracellular protein transport; COPII-coated vesicle cargo loading. Gene Ontology annotation, cellular component: endoplasmic reticulum exit site; COPII vesicle coat. The transcript is spliced from 20 exons. Gene Ontology annotation, molecular function: zinc ion binding; GTPase activator activity. NCBI's taxonomy places the organism in Eukaryota, Metazoa, Mollusca, Bivalvia, Pectinida, Pectinidae. Bases 79 to 2388 code for a protein of 769 amino acids. The record is from RefSeq and is a predicted model, not a curated record.